Messenger RNA from Closterium sp. Yama58-4, 2178 nucleotides. NCBI's taxonomy places the organism in Eukaryota, Viridiplantae, Streptophyta, Zygnematophyceae, Desmidiales, Closteriaceae. The record is from the annotation of a GenBank genome assembly.
AUGCGAUCCGAGCCGCAGUGCGGCUUGGAUCUGGCGGUGUUCAAAAGGGACGAUCCCCCCGUAGCUCAUUCAUUCCUCCCCGUUGCCAUACUCUGGUCGCUCGACUGUGACUGGGUCGGCAACGACAUAGGCCGAGCGGCCGGCAAGGGCGAGACGUGCGGACAGCAGUGCCUGAGCCGCGCGGAUUGCACGCAUUGGACGUGGAGCGCCUUCAACGGCGGCACGUGCUGGCUCAAGGGGGCCAUCAACGCGACAGAGCUGGUCCCCGCCACUGGCACGUCGUGUGGUUACCGCGUUACCGACAGCGCGACCGGCAACCCGUACACGGCAGUCCAGCAGUACCUCAACCCGGGGUACGCGGCGAGCGUGAAAGCCGCGGUGCGCGCCGCGCUUCCCUCGGUUGCGCCGUUUUUCGCGAGCGUGGCGCAGUAUGCGACGGCUGUGUGGCUCGACACGAUGGCUGCCCUAGAUUCCAUCCCCGGCCACCUGAGCGACGCGGCGACUCAGGCGGGCGGCAAGGCGAUUCUCGUGCAAUUCGUGAUCUACGACCUCCCGGGCCGCGACUGCAAGGCGUGGUCGUCCAACGGGGAGAUUCCCAAGGGUGGCCUCGACACGUACAAGACCAAGUACAUCGAUGUUGCCGUGGCGCGCCUCAAAACCAAGGCGGCGAACGUGCGUCUGUCGCUCGUGAUCGAGCCCGACUCGCUGCCCAACAUCGCGACGAACAUGGGGACGAAUCGGUGCGACGCGACGACGGACAAGGAGUACACGGAGGGCGUCGCGUAUGCCAUCGCGAAGCUGUCGCAGAUCCCCGACACCACGCUCUAUCUCGACUCCGGCUUCGGCGGCUGGCUCGGGUGGCCGGAGGGGAUGAAGCGCGUGGUGGCGGUGUACAGGAAGGUCCUCGCGCGCGCGCGGCAGAUCCGCGUGAACGCCAAGAUCCGCGGCUUCGCGUCCAACGUGGCCAACUACAGCCCGCUCUUCGCGACCGGCUGCCCCGCCUUGGAGAAGUGCCCGCUCGCGAAGAACCCGAGCACGGGCGAGAUGUGCUACGACUGGAACCCGUGCAUCGACGAGAAUCGCUUCACGGCGCGCAUGAAUGCGUACCUGGGAGCCGCGGGACUGCCCACCAGGUGGAUCGUGGAUACGAGUAGGUCCGGCCGCGCUGGCAUCCGCAACCGCUGGGGGUCGUGGUGCAACGUGAAGGGCGCGGGGAUUGGACAGCGCCCCGAGGCGAAUCCCGCUAAUGCUCCGCAAGUUGAUGCUCUGGUUUGGAUCAAGCCGCCUGGGGAGAGCGAUGGCCAUUCAACAAAGAUUCUGGGCAUUUUCCCUUUGGAUCGCGAGUGCGACCCCAAUGACGCGCUGGGCCUGGACGCCCUAUCGAACGCGCCCCGCGCAGGGCAGUGGUUCCAGACGCAAUUCACCGCGCUGGUUCGCUACGCCAACCCGCCCAUGCCUGCUGGAAAGGUGGACCCCUGCAUGUUUGAUCCGAAAACAAACCCCGCGUGCGAUCCGUUCUGGGAGGACGUGGCCGUCAAGUACUCGCCGCAGUACAAGUUCCACCCUGACGAGGAUAUCUGGCCAAUCACGAUCGACGAGUACCUCACACACGUGACUUCCUCCAAAGGUUUUUAUACUGAGGAUGGUACAGAGUAUGAGGUUGAAUACCAGGCGGGCCCGAUCACUCCCGAUAACCUCGAUACAUUGCUGGAGAAUCCUAAUCUAAAGAGCGAGCAUGGCAAUACUGUCCUGUACCAUCCGGAUAAGUUUGACAAGUGGACCCCCUGGGUGAUGGACGAAGCGCGCAACCCGGAAAACGGAGGCACGAAGCUGUACACCGUCAUUUACAAUCCGAAACCCGACGACAAAGACUCGUUUGUGGAGAUUCAGUAUUGGCUCUUCUACCCAUACAACUUUGUCCACCGUGAGACUGAAAAGUACAACCACAUCACUGACCUGGUGGCGAUUGCAAUCCGUUUCUCAAAGACCGGCCAGCCGCAGCGCAUUUGGUACGCGCAGCACGGCAACGGCCCCGUGUGGGCGUGGGACGAAGGAGCUGACUGGGACGACCCCAAGCCAUCGGAAUUUGCUACGGUGAUAGGAACACAUCCCAUUGUGUAUGUCUCGGAAGGAAACCAUGAGCAUUACCCUAGAGCUGGUGAGUGGUAUCUCGAGUAA